UAUCUACUCGGUCAAGGUCUGGCUAUCCGGGGUCAUGUGGACACGGAUGCUAACCUGUGGCGGCUGCUACGUCUAUCGUCCGUUAAUUGCUCUGAGUUGGCUCAUUGGUUGGCUAGGCAGCCGAUAUCGGCCGGUGGUGAGGGCCCUCGCUGGCUUUCGCACCGCACCGUCGAGGAGUACGUGCUCCUCCUGGGUGACUCGGUGCGGGAUAUACUCCUUAAGCGUGCCCGUGAUGCUCGGUGGUUCAGUAUAAUAUGCGAUGAAGCUACCGAUUCCUCUACCUCACAGAAGAUCGCUAUCUGUCUCCGCUUCGUCGAUCCUUCUGAUCUCGAGGUAAGGGAGUACUUUAUAUCGUUGAUAAGGACCACGAGCGGGAAGGCAACUGCCUUAACCAAUCAUCUUUUGGACUUUCUGGAAGAAUCACAUCUAGACAUAAGCAAUACUCGAGGAUUGGGUAUGGAUGGGUGUAGCACGAUGUCGGGGAAGCAUGGUGGAGUUGCGGUGAAGUACCAGCAAUAUGAGACGAGGGCUCGUUAUAUACACUGCAUGGGUCACAGGUUGAAUUUGACUCUGCAGGACGGGAUCUCCACCAUCAGCAAUCGAGAGACGCGAGCUGCGUUCGAAGACGUGCUCUCCUUCUGUGGUGCCUUUGCAUCAUUCUGUCGAGACAGUCCGCAGAGACUUGCUAGUCUUGCUACUUUCUGCGAGAAAGAUGGUGCUCGGUCGAAACGCUUACGUCCCUUAUGCCCUACACGUUGGGUAUUGCGUGUCAGUGCUCUAGAAGCUCUGAAGGAUAACUAUGAGCCCAUAUUGGAGUGGUUGGCGUCGAUGAUGGAGGGAACGACUCAUUCUUCGGAAAUGCGGGGCCGCGCAGCUGGGUUUCUCGCGAAAUUCGAGAACUUUACGUUCUUCUUCUGUCUGAACACUCUUCACAAGCUCUUUUCUGAGGCUCAUCCAUGCCAUAAAUUCAUGCAGGGAUGA
This is a messenger RNA of Perkinsus marinus ATCC 50983, 981 nucleotides long. RefSeq lists its product as hypothetical. The transcript has a single exon. The record is from RefSeq and is a predicted model, not a curated record. NCBI's taxonomy places the organism in Eukaryota, Perkinsozoa, Perkinsida, Perkinsidae. The annotation marks the transcript as partial.